Messenger RNA from Pteropus alecto (black flying fox), 2087 nucleotides. It is a transcript of the gene MCAT, whose product is annotated as malonyl-CoA-acyl carrier protein transacylase. The record is from RefSeq and is a predicted model, not a curated record. The transcript is spliced from 4 exons. Gene Ontology annotation, molecular function: transferase activity. Bases 72 to 1226 code for a protein of 384 amino acids. NCBI's taxonomy places the organism in Eukaryota, Metazoa, Chordata, Mammalia, Chiroptera, Pteropodidae.
AAGGACCGCUAUGCGCCGCCGCAGUCGGGCCUCAGUCGCCCCGGUAACACGCUUGGGGCAGGUUCCUCAUCAUGAGCGUCCGGGUCGCGCGGGCGGUGAGGGCCUGGGGCUGGGGCACGAGUGGCCGUCGCGGCGCCUCGAACUUCCGGCUGCCUCCGCUGGGCGCAGUGGACGUGGCGGAGCUGCUGCGAGAUGCGACAGCAGCGGAGGAAGUGCCCCAGGAGGCGGCGGCGCGGCGCCAGCCGGGCCAGUGCUCCGUGCUGCUCUUCCCCGGCCAGGGUAGCCAGGUAGUGGGCAUGGGCCGCGGUCUGCUCCGCUACCCACGCGUCCGCGAGCUCUACGCUGCCGCCCGCCGCGUGCUGGGCUACGACCUGCUGGAGCUGAGCCUGCACGGGCCGCAGGAGGACCUGGACCGCACCGCGCACUGCCAGCCCGCUGUCUUCGUGGCUUCGCUGGCUGCCGUCGAGAAACUGCAUCACCUGCAGCCUGCGGUUAUUGAGAACUGUGUUGCUGCUGCUGGAUUCAGUGUGGGAGAAUUUGCAGCCCUGGUGUUUGCCGGAGCCAUGGAAUUUUCUGAAGGUUUGUAUGCAGUGAAAGUCCGAGCUGAGGCCAUGCAGGAAGCCUCAGAAGCCGUCCCCAGUGGGAUGUUGUCCGUCCUCGGCCAGCCUCAGUCCAAGUUUACAUUCGCCUGUUCGGAAGCCCGGGAGCACUGCAAGACUUUGGGCAUAGAGAAUCCUGUGUGCGAGGUGGCCAACUACCUCUUUCCAGAUUGCAGGGUGAUUUCAGGACACCUGGAGGCUCUGCAGUUUCUCCAGAAGAAUUCCUCUAAGUAUCACUUCAGACGCACCAAGAGGCUGCUGGUCAGCGGUGGGUUCCACACUCGCCUCAUGGAGCCCGCCGUGGAGCCCCUGGCGCAGGCGUUAAAAGCGAUUGAUGUCAAGAAGCCCCUGGUUCCCGUGCACUCGAACGUCAGCGGGAAUAGGUACACGCACCCAAAACACAUCCAGAAGCUGCUGGUCCAGCAGGUGGUCUCCCCAGUGAAGUGGGAGCAGACGAUGCACGCCAUCUACCAGAGGAGAAAGGGCACCGAGUUCCCCCAAACUUUUGAAGUGGGGCCUGGGAAGCAGCUGGGAACCAUCCUGAAGAGCUGCAACCUGCAGGCCUGGAAGUCCUACAGUCACGUGGACGUGCUGGCGGCUGCCGAGGACACGGACCAGGACCUGUAGGGGUCUCCCCAUGACCGCGGGGCUGCAGUGGGCCGAGGCUGGCCUGUCCUCCGCCAGGAGGCCGUGUGCUGUGCCUGCUUUGCCCUCCCUCCGGGCCGCCUCCUCCAGCACUUGGGAGGGUUGUCUGCAGAGUGCUUAGAACGCCACAUCAAAAGCACUAAAAAGGAGUAUUUCUUUACCCAACAGUCCACACCUCCUUGAAACGUGUUUGAAUGCUGGGAGAAGAUGCGGCGGUGGCGCUCACGUGGAGACUGCCGAGUUCCUGCUCUGCCUCUCCCGGCUCUGCCAGGUGGGCAGACCACACCUCCGCACACCCAGCGGCCACCUCUACAAUGGGCUGAAACAGCCUGGCCUGCAGGUGCCUUCUGAGGACUGGCAAGGCUUGGCCCGCUGCCGUCUCGCCCUGCCAUGUGGGUACUGUGGGUACAUUGGCAUGGCCACAAGCAGGCGGGUGCCGGGGGACCGCACUGCUCCUGAACAGGGCCUGCAGCCACCCACAACCAGACUGUUCACUCCUCUGUCACUGAAUCCAAAGGGCUGUAAGACCCAGCUGGCCCUGGCAGGCCUCCCACCCACCACCCCACUCUCAACUGUUGGAAGACCCAACAGGUAGUCUUGAAUGCCUGCUGUGUGCCAGGCAGUGGGCAGCCUCUGCCCGGUGGGCAAGAGGGUCCUUCAGCAAGACAGGGCCGACGUGGGCCCGUUUCCUCUCCCACUGAUUACGAGCGCCUCCUGCCGAGUGCUUACUGCGUGCCCUUGACCUAGUCUGGCACAGGCUGGCCCCUGCCAGCUCCACACCAAGACCGAAGCAGGUGCUCGGCAAGAGCAGCUCUUCGCACUGACAUUAAAUGAUCAAUUCCA